Stomoxys calcitrans (stable fly) is the source of this 1638-nucleotide messenger RNA. RefSeq names its product odorant receptor 49a. The coding region runs from base 271 to 1488 and encodes 405 amino acids. Gene Ontology annotation, molecular function: olfactory receptor activity; odorant binding. The transcript has 5 exons. The record is from RefSeq and is a predicted model, not a curated record. NCBI's taxonomy places the organism in Eukaryota, Metazoa, Arthropoda, Insecta, Diptera, Muscidae. Gene Ontology annotation, cellular component: plasma membrane. Gene Ontology annotation, biological process: detection of chemical stimulus involved in sensory perception of smell; sensory perception of smell.
UCAGAGUAGAUAGCGUAUACAUAGCAUGAUUGGCCUUCCAAACACGGGAAAGAUGGAAAGAAGAAUUUCGCGAGCGUACUUUAACCGUCGAACAGAACGAGAAAAACCAAAUUAAAUCAAACGAACAACCAUCUCGGCGCUGAAGUCUUUCAGAGCCCAUAACGAGCAUCGAACUUGUCCUAAGCUUACUUAACAUGUUUGUCAUUCAUAUGGUGAAUACAAAAAUUAUUACUAUCCUGCCUUCGCAUCGCUCACAUAUUUCACACUAAAAUGCCUGAAAUCGAAAGAUACUUUGAGGAUUUCAUAAGCUUACCCAAACUUUUACUCACAACAUUGGGCAUAGAUUUUGUGCCACAACGACGUAUGUGGUUUAUGCGACUGCUAAUGAGGAUCUACUUUUUUCUAACUUUGAUAUGUUGUGUCUAUUGCACCUAUUUUGUGGCCGAUGAGAUAUUGCAAGAGAUUGUCGAGGGUGCUCAUAACUUGCCUUUACUCUUGAGAUUAUUCAACGAUUUGAAUUACAAUGCCAUAGGCAUACUUAAGAGUUACUACUUCAUACAUCAUUUGAAGGCACAAAGAAAUCUUUGCAGCAGAUUUGAGAAAAUUUUCCCCAAGACAAUAGUGGAACGUUUUGCCUAUCGUGUCAAUGAGAAUUUCUGGCCCAGAUGGAUUACCACCAUAUUGUAUAUGUAUUUUGGAGCAGUUGCCCUUAUUCUCUUUUCACCUCUGGCCGAAUCAUUGAUAGAGUAUGUCAUAGCUUUCUUUAAAGUGGGCUAUGCCGAUGCCCAAUUCACCUAUCACAAAUUGUAUGAGGAACAGUCGUAUGUUAUUGACCAUCAUAGUCCUUUAACCUACAUUCUCAUCUAUUCCAUGGAGGUAAUGAAUAGCCAUUAUGCCAUUGUCUUUAAUAUUUGCCCGGAUGUCUGGCUGGUUGCCUAUGCCAUACAAUUGUGCAUGCAUUUCGAUUAUGUAUCCCGUUCUCUGGAGAGUUAUGAACCCGUGGCCGCAAAGUCAUCAACAGAUUCGAAAAUGAUUGCCAGUUUGGUAAAGAAACAUCAAAUUUUAUUGGAAAUGGCCGACGACUUGAAGGAAAUUUUCAGUUUACUCGUUUUGGUCAUGCUUUUCUCUACGGUGGCUACCUUAUUUUGUGCUGCAGUAUAUUUACUUACCGAAGGACUGGGUAAAGAUGUCAUUGGAUAUUUGGCAUUUUUACCCACAAGUUUGGGACAAUAUUUUAUGGUAUGCUACUAUGGUCAGCAAAUAAUAAACAAGAGUUUGGAAAUAGGAGAAGCUGCUUAUAGCCAAACUUGGUACAAUGGGUGUCAAAGCUAUAAGAAGUCCAUACUGGCCAUACUAGGGCGAUCUCAACGUCAGUGCGAAAUAAACGCUGGAGGUUUUCAAACAACAAACCUAAAGGGUUUCGAAUCGGUUAUGCGCAUGACUUUUCAAUUAUUUACCCUUUGGAGGACAAUGAUGGAACCAAACUAAGAAGCUUAUUUCAUUAUUAUAAACCAUUAAAAAUAUAAUUUUUUGGUAGUUCCUAAAUAUUGAGUUCGGCCAAUGUGUUGUACACUCAGUAGAUGGUGAAUUUUGACAAAUUGUGAAAUUAGUAUCUGCACUUAUCAAAAUAAACUGUAG